UUUAAAGUCACGUAUUUCGUAAAUCCCCUUCAAACGUGUAGGAGUGUUCGGUCGGUGAACUAAAAAAGGAUUAAAUUGCUUAACAUGGGUAGACAUUUCCAUUUGGGAUUGUCUAUAGCUCUCCUAACCGUUUUAGGAUACGCGCAGUGUUCAAUUGAAAAAACAUCAAACUAUGGAAAUAUCAGAUCAGUAGAUUUAGCUCCUUCGCCUUUUAAAAGUGAUAUUGCUUUUGCGUUUUUCAAAGAAGCGCAUGAAUUAUUUGCUAACAACUCAUCUAGUCGAGCUAAUUUAGAAAUCAAUGAUCUCUGCAGAAGUCAUUUGGAAAAGAUAUACAGUGGAAUUUUGGACUACCAGGAAUGGGCUUUGGAGUGGCCAGAUUCAUGGGGUCGAAUGCCUAUGGGUCUAUUUUGGGGACACACAAUUAGUAUGGGAGCCUUUGAAGAAUGCAUAGCAGCUUCGCGAAAAUUCUCUGAGACUGAUACAAUUCAUGGAAAAUAUUGUUUAACCCAAGUGCCGAUUAAAAAUCUAUUCUCUCAAGUUAAGCCUCGCAACGAUGCCCUUCAAGCCCGUAUAAGUUACAAACAAAAAGAUCCAGAAAACUUUGAACUCGGUAUUUGUAUUCCAAAGUCAUGUUCAGCAGCUGAUGUUAAUAUUAUUUAUAAAAGCGUUGUCGAGAAACUUACCAAUGAAGUUGUUACUAAACCUAUGGCUAUGGAAAAUUAUUGUAGGGCAGAUGAUCCAAUUGUUCUUCGUGGAAUUGAUAUAUUUGCUAUAGUUUUUAUUUGCUGUAUAGUUCUUAUCAUGAUUUUAAGCAGUAUUUAUGAUGCAGUCCAGCAGAAGCAAGGACUUAAAGGACGUCCUCUAUUUACUGCAUUUUCGGUUUAUUCAAAUGCUCCUAAGAUUUUCACUGUCAAAAAGACUAACAAUCCAAAUGUUAUUCAUUGCUUGGCGGGCAUGAGAUGCAUAUCCAUGAUGUGGGUAGUUUUCGGACAUGGCUAUAUGACCUUCUAUGAACUUCCUCAUCUUGAUAGGAAUAAAUUCUACACUUGGAUUGAAACGCCAUAUUCAAUGUUGGUGCAAAACGCAACCCUUUGUGUGGACACAUUCUUCUUUAUGAGUGGUUUGUUGAUGCUAUGGGGUGCUUUCCGUGAAAUGGAAAAGACGAAGGGCAAAUUAAAUCUUCCUUUGAUGUACUUCCAUCGAUAUAUUCGUUUGACUCCUGUAGUAGCGGUAGUCAUCUUGUACAUUAUGAGUCUGUACAAAUACUCAGGGCGUGGACCUAUGUGGAUGAAGAUCGGAACUCAAGAUCAAAGAUGCUCAGACACUUGGUGGGCAACUCUUCUAUACGUUCAGAAUUAUGUCUUCCCUUAUAAAAUUUGCGUGAGUCAAUCUUGGUACUUGGCAGUAGAUACUCAGUUAUAUGUUAUUUCACCAAUUUUCCUCAUUCCAUUAUGGAAAUGGGGCAAGAAAGCACUUGUUCCAAUAGUUAUCUUUGGUGUUUUGUGCAUGGCAUGUACAUUUGCCACAUUUAUGAAGGAAGGCUUCACAUUAUUCCGUGUCCAAGACGAUCAUGUUGACCUCCGACAGAGACUUACUUACUAUCCAACUCAUACCCGAGUUCCAACAUGGCUUAUCGGAGUAAUCUUUGGUUACUUCUUCUUUAAGUAUAACCGUGGACGUACUAUUGCAAUGAAAAAGUCAUUGGUUAUUUUGGGAUGGGCAGUUGCAUUUGGAAUUAUGUUAGCUUGUGUUUGGGGACCAUACUGGAGAAUUCUUCCAGGCACUCCUAAUGCACCUAUUAUUGAAGGCGCUCUCUACGAACCACUUAGCAGAGCAUCAUGGGCUUGUGCUAUGGGAUGGAUUGUAUGGGCUUGUUAUAAUGGACAUGGUGGAAUAAUUAAUGACUUCUUGUCUUGGAGUUUCUUCCAAGGAUUCGCACGGCUGUCAUACUGUAUGUACGUCAUUCAUAGAAUUGUUCAACUGGUUAAUGGAGCUCGAAUCCAACACGAUACCAAAUUUGGGGAUUAUGAAGCUAUUCUUCGAUUCUGGCACGAUUUCGGUAUAUCAUUGACAUUGUCUAUAUUUGCAACUUUGGCAUUCGAAGCACCUAUUCUGGGAAUUGAAAAGGCUAUAUUCGGUGGAGGAAGUCCACCCCCUAAGAAACCAGCAGAACCUUUGUCGUCUAUUGUAACAGCAGAACCAGCUGUUACGAUAACAACAAAUAUUGAAACCAAAGAUCUAAAGGCUUGAGAGACUUUUGAAUUAGUUAUAAUGUAAAAGUAUUUAUUUUUGUAAUUUAGUCACAAAGAAUUUUAAUUGUUAAUUUUAUAGUCAAGUAAAAUGAAUAAGAUGUACGUUUGACCUAAGAACCUACUUAUAACGAAUAGAUUUGGAUGAUUUAAGAUGUGUUAUGUAAAAAGUAAAAAACUUAUUCAAAUCAAAAAUAUUUUGUCUUGUAUUAUACCAUUUUGUAUUCGAUAUUUAUUUGUAACUGACUGAUUUCGCAAACCAAGUCACGCCAACCAAAAUAUUUUUUUAAAUUCAAAUAAUGUUCGUAGAGUUAAAAAAAAUCAAAUUUUUUAGUUGAUGAUUUGAUUUUUGAAAAUCAUUUCAUAUAAACCAUAUUGUUAAGAUAAUUUGUUAAUGUAAUUAAUACAAACUAAAAACUCAAUUCCAAUAAUAUGAUAAAAACAAUUUGUUCUCAAUAUUUUCAACAUACAAAAAACAAACACAAAAAUAUACCUUCUUAAGCUUUUUAAAUCAAGCUUUUAAGUUAAGUAUUUUUUGAUAAAGAACGUUUGAAUAAUUUAUGAUAAGCUAUGUUUCUACAAUGAAACAUAGAAUUAUUUUCAUUUAAAUAUAUUCUUGGGAUUUUUGAGUUUAGGAAUUAAAUAGAUUAAUUAAAUAUAAAAGUGAUACAAUUUGUCUUUAUGGUUUGUAAAAAAAAGUAUUUUUUGUAAUUUUUAAGAAAAAAUAUGAAUAAAUUAAAAAAUCCAGAAAAUAAUAAUGUUGCUUUUUUGAAGUUUGUUCAAAAAAUUGAUAAAAUCGUCCAAAAAUAUACUGUUCAGAGAUUUGAAAUGAUAGAAACAAAAAUUGAAAAAUGUGUGUGCUUUUAUAGAGACCUAUGAUGUUGACUAUGAUGUUGAAUAAAAUAUAAAAUAUUAGUAUUAUAUGUACUUCAUUCAAUAUGAACUUAUUGAAGUAAUGUCGAUGAAAGUGGUGUCAUUUACAAAUAUUGAAUAUUUAAAAAAAUAUAAAAUAUUUUUAAAAUCUCAUUUUCAAAGACUACUUUUCAUCGAAACCAAAAAUAUGGCAAAGAAAAGCAAAAGUAGGCAACUAUUUCUAAAAUAUAAUAAAUGCUUUAAAGAGGUUACGUGAAACUUAGUUCUAGUGAAAUAAAUAAUUGACCUCAAAUAAAAACUAAAAUACUUAUCCUUUAUUCG
Molecule: messenger RNA, 3443 nt
Organism: Eupeodes corollae
Lineage: Eukaryota; Metazoa; Arthropoda; Insecta; Diptera; Syrphidae
Product: nose resistant to fluoxetine protein 6-like
Exons: 10
Coding region: 85-2250 (721 amino acids)
Molecular function (GO): acyltransferase activity, transferring groups other than amino-acyl groups
Source: RefSeq, a predicted model, not a curated record